Protopolystoma xenopodis is the source of this 498-nucleotide messenger RNA. The record is from the annotation of a GenBank genome assembly. NCBI's taxonomy places the organism in Eukaryota, Metazoa, Platyhelminthes, Monogenea, Polystomatidea, Polystomatidae.
AUGGCCAUUCGACCCUGCGCGCCUAGUAGAAUCAAUAUACACGACGCCAAUUCGGCCCAAAAGCAGAAUUGGGAUGGCACAUCCCAAACUAAAGUUGCUUCGUCUGCAGCUUGCACCUUAUCUUCUGAUAAUAUUGGUAUCGCCAUUGAGCCUGGCUCGGAUUCUCGUAUUGCAACUUCCUUACCAGCCGGAACCCCAGUUACUUUGAUAUCACCGGGAGGUACUCUCAGAGCCAAGGUGAUUGGGGCCUCUGCUGGGGAAUCUAUUAAUCCGACAGCUAUCCUCCAUACAGUGCCGUCACUCCUUGCGGCUUCAACUGCACCUGCAUCACAGCCUGUUUCCCUUAGUUCAGCUGCUGCAGCCACAAGUCUGAUCGAUCCUAUUGAUCAUGCGGUGAGCAGUGUGGAGCUGGCCUCUGCACCUACUAUAGAAUCAGCUGCGGUAGAAUUUCAGCGUGUCUCGAUCACUGGCGAUGACACCCUAGGCUAUGUGUCCUGA